UCCCAGGGCUCCAUCUUAGCUUAGGCACCAAGUCUUCCACAACAUAAUUUUCUCAUGUUAAUCCCACGACUCUUCGCAACGACGAUGCGAUUGAAUCGUAGCAUAAGAAUAUGCGAUUGAAAUUCCGGAUCGGGUUUGAGAUACUUUUAAUAUUACGAUGAGGUUCAAUGAGAAUAUCGCUGUCUCGACCGAAAAGGUCCUUCUUGUACCUUACGAUGCGCACCAUGUCCCACGAUACCAUCAGUGGAUGGAGGAUCCGGCCAUCCGUGAAGCCACAGCUUCAGAACGUCUCUCCCUAGAUGAGGAGUACGAGAACCAGGCAUCAUGGCGCGAGUCACCAGAUAAACUCACAUUUAUUUUGUGCGAGCCGCUACUGCCACAGGAUCCAGCGCCUAUAGUAGUGGCAGGUGUAGAUGAUGCGCCGACAAAAAUGAUCGGGGAUAUUAAUCUGUUCCUUACACCGUGGGAUGAUGAUGAAGAUGAGCAACAAGGACAGGAACCAGAGAAGGGAGAAAAGACAUACUACACAGCCGAAGUCGACAUAAUGAUCGCGGACUCAUCUCACCGCGGCAAGGGAAUCGGGCGCGCGGCUGUGUCGACGUUCUUAGUGUUUGUGCGACGGCAUCUUGAUGCUAUCUUAGCUGAGUAUGCUAACGCCGACAAUACUGCCACCACAACUACUCCUACUUCUACUCCUGCGCUACGAGAAGUCGUAGCUAAGAUUAAUGCGAGUAAUACUGGCAGUAUCGCGUUGUUUAAAAGCCUAGGGUUUGUGAAGAAGGGAGAUGUUAAUUACUUUGGCGAGAUACGGAUGGUGCUUGCGGACUUCGAGUUUGCGUCAAAGGGGAAUGGGGGGAAGAAAACUUGGGAGGCUGCGCGGGAGGGGAUGUAUUGGGAGUGCGCGUUUGAUAGGUCAAGGUUGGGUACGGACUCGACAGGAUGAUGCCGAGGAUUGAUACCUUGAUGGGCUUCAUCAACAGUGAGUACUGCCUCAAUACCUACAACACGAGAAAUCGCACUAGUAUUGCAUUUCUCAAAGUUCUUGAUAUCAAGGAAUCCCUCUAGCGUCUUUUUUUUUUUUUUUUUUUUUACAAAUCUACUGAGGUCACGAAUCGUGCUGAUACUUUUCGCAAAAGUAUACAACUGUAGAGGAACGUAC
Hypoxylon trugodes is the source of this 1159-nucleotide messenger RNA. Its product is annotated as GNAT domain-containing protein. Gene Ontology annotation, biological process: protein acetylation. The transcript is spliced from 3 exons. Lineage: Eukaryota; Fungi; Ascomycota; Sordariomycetes; Xylariales; Hypoxylaceae. The record is from RefSeq and is a predicted model, not a curated record. Gene Ontology annotation, molecular function: N-acetyltransferase activity. Bases 158 to 943 code for a protein of 261 amino acids.